GCGUAGUGGAGGACCCCGUGGGGAAGCCGUUGAGCAAUACCUUGGCCUGCUUCAGGCUAAAUGCAUUGAUGAGUACACAGAAAGACGCCAACAAUAGCCUUACUGAACCGCUCCACUACCAGCCCACUCUACAGAAACGGCUCCAUGUGCAACCUUGCGAUAUGAAGUUGUCUCGGGAGAAGGGAACGUCCAUCUGGGACAUGGGGGAUUAUCAGGGGCUCCCCGAAUCGGGACUCUAGCUAUAGGCCACGGGAUAUAAGACGGGUCGCCCUUGACUGUUACGGUCCCGGAUCCAGUCUUGCGCCUGUACAACAGCUUUCCCACGCUGGAUUACAGAGAGCUCGAAAAGUAUGGUCAAAUUUUCGCUUCUUGGCGCAGGCCUCCUCCUCUCAGGGGCGAUCGCAGCCCCUGCAGAGCAAGUCAGGGCGUACGGCCCCGAGCCCGAAGGCAACAAUCUCGAAGCGCGCCAGGGGGGCUACUACUUUCAGAACUGGUCAGAAGGGGGCAGCAACAUCCGGUGCGUCAACGGGGCCGGGGGCUUGUACACAGCGACGUGGAACAGCAAAGGCGGGUUCGUGUGUGGGAAGGGCUGGAGGGGCGGCGGUGCCAGAACAAUCCGAUACAGCGGCACGUACAACGCCACAGGACCAGGCUACCUGGCCGUGUACGGAUGGACGCGCAACCCCCUGAUCGAGUACUACAUCAUCGAGGCGCACGCGGACCUGUCGCCCAACGAGCCGUGGACGAGCAAGGGCAGCUUCUCGUUCGAGGAGGGCGAGUACGAGAUCUUCACCAGCACGCGCGUCAACAAGCCCUCCAUCGAGGGCACCCGCACCUUCCAGCAGUACUGGUCCGUCCGCAAAGAGCAGCGCGUCGGCGGCACCGUCACCACCAAGCGCCACUUUGACGAGUGGGCCAAGCUCGGCAUGCGUCUGGGCAGCCAUGAUUAUGUUGUUAUGGCCACUGAGGGGUACACGGCUACUGGUGGGCCUGGAAGUGCUGGGUCGAGCAGUAUCACCGUGUCUUAGGUGGUAAGCCGUGCUGAAGCCGGGAGGGUUGCGGCCUGGUGGGAUAGGGUGUUGUGGGCGAGGACACUGUUGGGGAGACAGAACGCUUUCGCUUUACCUAAGGUCCAUAUCAUUGCCGCCCUUCAUUUAUGUACUUCAGUUCCAUCCAUAGUCCGCCACCAUUCAUCAAAUGUACAUACCUCGUUCUUAGGUCAUGUCGCUUCAUCAUGAAGCCUUGGAAAAGGCGUGCCUGAAGAUGGUCUUCAAAGCUGUGAACACCUCCGAGCGCACUUUGCAGCUGAGAACCGUUGCACACAGAGUGCGACCGCCAAUGGAAA
Molecule: messenger RNA, 1345 nt
Organism: Canariomyces notabilis
Lineage: Eukaryota; Fungi; Ascomycota; Sordariomycetes; Sordariales; Chaetomiaceae
Product: glycoside hydrolase family 11 protein
Exons: 2
Coding region: 351-1028 (225 amino acids)
Biological process (GO): xylan catabolic process
Molecular function (GO): hydrolase activity, hydrolyzing O-glycosyl compounds
Source: RefSeq, a predicted model, not a curated record